This is a messenger RNA of Paramacrobiotus metropolitanus, 1065 nucleotides long. RefSeq lists its product as uncharacterized. NCBI's taxonomy places the organism in Eukaryota, Metazoa, Tardigrada, Eutardigrada, Parachela, Macrobiotidae. The transcript has 3 exons. The coding region runs from base 1 to 636 and encodes 211 amino acids. The record is from RefSeq and is a predicted model, not a curated record.
AUGACCUUAGCUACAUCGUCUAGUACGUCGUUCAAACUGCCACCUAUGACACCAUCACCCAAGUACCAUGCUUUCAGCGGUGACACCAAAGACAAUAUCAGUAGUAAUAUGAGGAGGGAAAAAACGACGCAACAGGUUCUUUCUCAAGCCCCUUCUGCGCCAUCGACAGUUAACCAGGCCGCUGCAGCUGCACCCAGACCAUCGCUGCCGAAGGAGCGAAUCAUCCGCAGGAUGCCACAUGGCGCCCGUCGGGCCGGAGCAGAGUCAUUCGAGAAAGCCAUCAAAAAUGUGGUGCAAAACAAUGAUGAGCCUUACUGGACAACGUCUCCUGUCCUUUGCGUCUCAGGUUUUAGCUGUUCCGGAAAGCUCAAAUGGCGCCCGCAAAGUUUCGCUUGCCACCACUAUGAACGUCCUCCGCCAGCUCAAAAAAGGAAAAAGCCCAAGAAACCAGAAAACCCCAAUAGUGAACUGACAAGACGUGUGGGUAUGAAGAUCGACGAUGGCGAUUGCUCGGGAGCCGUGCGCAUUCUCAUGUCCACUGACGCCAUAGCCGAAACGUCGCAUGAGGUUUUGGAAGUUAUGACAGCUAAAUAUCCAGAAUCUCCCCUGCUUGCCAGAUCUGCAGCCACUGCAUAAGCGCCGCCUGUAACAGCUGAUGAAGUGCGCCAAACUAUCUCCAGUUUUCGACGAGGUUCCGCUGCGGGGCCGGACGGCCUUUUACCGCAGCAUCUCCUGGACAUGAUGGGGAAAACGAAAGAUGAUGUGUCAGUAAGUUUUUGCAACACCAUGGCCCAACUGUUGGACAUUGUCAUCAAGGGAAAUAUUCCUGAUCCUAUCCGUCCGUAUUUUUUCGGCGCCAAGCUUAUUGCUUUGCGGAAAAAAGAUGGCGGUCUGCGCCCUAUCGCUAUCGGUAACACUUUGAGGAGGUUGGCUGCCAAAGUCAUCUGCAGUCGCGUCAAAGUGCGCACCACGACAACACUGCAGCCAAGUCAACUGGGAUUCGGUAUCAAAGGGGGAUCUGAAGCCAUUGUCCAUUCGGCGCGAGAAUUCUUAAAAAGUGAUCCG